AUGAGUUCAGACAAGAAAAUCAAAGAGCCUUUCUGGCUGGGUGGUGCGGCGGCUUGCAUGGCUGUUUGCUUCACACAUCCUUUGGAUCAAACAAAAUACAACUCCUCUAUGCUAAAUGUUCUAUAUGGUUUCGCUGCACGAGAUGGCAUCCCCUCACUCUGGACCGGUCUAUCUGCGUCCAUUCUCCGUCAAGGAACAUACUCGACUGCUCGCUUCGGUUUUCACUCCUAUCUCUCAGAUAAACUUAGAGACUACACUGGCAAGAAGCUAUCAGUUACACAGAACAUCGCCUGCGCAGGUAUUGCAGGUGGUGUUGCAGGCCUAGUAGGCAAUCCAGCUGAGGUUGUUCUCGUCCGCAUGUGUGCAGAUGGCGCAAAAUUACCUGCGCAGCAAUUCGGGUACUCGCAUGCUUUUGAUGCGUUGGCGAGGGUGUAUAGUGAAGAAGGCAUGAGAGCGUUCUGGAAAGGUCUUGCGCCGAACAUUGCGAGAAGUGCUUUGAUGAAUGUUUCUCAGAUCGCCACUUACGCUUCCGCUAAGCAAUACCUCCUUGGCAUCGGCUUCGGUGAUGAUAUCAAGACACAUUCCAUGUCUUCCCUGGCGGCUGGAACCAUGGCCACUACACUCUGUGCUCCAGCAGAUGUCCUUAAAAGUCGAAUGCAAGCCAGCGCCGGAAAAGAAGGCUUGGCUCAAGUUUUGGCCACUGGUCUUCGAGAACAGGGCCCACGGUUUCUCAUGAGAGGCUGGACACCCGCUUGGUUAAGACUCACACCGCACACUGUUUUGACUUUUGUUUUCAUGGAGAAGCUUCGUCUCCUUACUUCGUUUGACUGGUUGGGCACUGUUACCUCGACCGAGAAGGAAGCACUGCGUUGA
Molecule: messenger RNA, 873 nt
Organism: Fusarium sp. VM40
Lineage: Eukaryota; Fungi; Ascomycota; Sordariomycetes; Hypocreales; Nectriaceae
Source: the annotation of a GenBank genome assembly